AUCAGAGAAAUCUCCAUCAGAGACCACCCAGAGCCUCCAGCAGAAGGAGUUCAACCAAGAAGGAGAUGGGGCUGCAGCCUUGGAAGGGGCUGGAAUGAUGUUGUGGCCAAAUUCUCAGUCAUUUCUUCUGCUUUAUGAUGGAGUGGACCUGAAUCAGGGCCCAAUCGCCUUUGAGGAUGUGGCUGUCCAUUUCUCCCUAGAGGAGUGGGCUCUCCUGAAUCCUGAUCAGAAAGCAUUGCACGUGCAGAUCAUGGAGGAGAUUCAUGGGAUGGUGGACUCUCUUGCAGAUGACUGGAAGAAGAACAAUGUAUACACCGAAUGCAAUAAGCAUUUUGGGCACAAUGGAGACCUUUCUAAACACCAGCAAACCCACAGUGAAGAAGGAGGUUCUGCCAUAGAAAGGCCCUACAAAUGCAAUGUAUGUGGGCAGUGUUUUGCCCAAAAUAUGGAUCUUGUGCUUCACAAGGCACUCCAUGCUGGGAAAAGGCAUCUUAAAGAGAACAUAUCAGCAAAAUGUGUUGUUGAUUCCAAAUUGCCACAUCUGAGCCAAGAAGAAAUCUUUGAAGGAACCGAGGAUUUCAUAAGCCAGGAGUGUGGCGAAUCUUUUAUCCAGAGUUCACACUUGGUGAAACAUGAGAUAUUUAACAUAGGAGAGAAACUAUAUGAAUGCCAGGAGUGUGGGACAUGUUUUCCUGACAGUUCAGCCUUGGUGAGCCACCAAAGACUCCACGCAGGAAAGAAGCCAUACCAAUGCCAGGAGUGCGGGAAAUAUUUUGCUCACAGUUCAACAUUAGUGAGGCACAAAAGACUCCACACAGGAGAGAAGCCAUACCAAUGCCAGGAGUGUAGGAAAUGUUUUGCUUCCAGUUCGGCCUUGGUGAGCCAUGAAAGAUUCCACACAGGAGAGAAGCCAUACCAGUGCCAGGAGUGUGAAGAAUGUUUUGCUUGCAGUUCACUCUUGGUAAGGCACAAAAGACUCCACACAGGAGAAAAACCUUACCAAUGCCAGGAGUGUGGGAAAUGUUUUGCUUACAGUUCAGCCUUGGUGAGCCACAAAAGAAUCCACACAGGAGAGAAGCCAUUCCAAUGCCAGGAGUGUGCGAAAUGUUUUGCUCACAGUUCUGCCUUGGUGAGGCACAAAAGAGUCCACACAGGAGAGAAGCCAUACCAAUGCCAGGAUUGUCUGAAAUGUUUUCCUGACAUUUCUGCCUUGGUGAGCCACAAAAAACUCCACACAGGAGAGAAGCCAUACCAAUGCCAGGAGUGUGGGAAAUGUUUUCCUCGCAGUUCAGCCUUGGUGAGCCACAAAAGACUCCACACAGGAGAGAAGCCAUACCAAUGCCAGGAGUGUGGGAAAUGUUUUGCUGACAGUUCAAACUUGGUGAGCCACAGAAGACUCCACACAAGAGAGACAGUAUAUAAAUGCCAGGAGUGUGAGAAAUGGUAUUCUUCCAAGUCAUCACUUCUGAGACACCAGAGCAUCCACACAGGGGAGAAGCCAUUCCAAUGCCAGGAGUGUGGGAAAUGUUUUGCUGAUAGUUCACAAUUGUUGACGCACAUAAGAGUCCACACAGGAGAAAAACCAUACCAAUGUCGAGAGUGUGGAAAAUGUUUUGCUUACAGUUCCGACUUGAUGACCCAUAAAAGACUUCACACAGGAGAGAAGCCAUACCAAUGUCAGGAGUGUGGAGAAUGUUUUGCUCGCAGUUCACACUUGGUGAGACACCAGAGCGUCCACACAGGAGAGAAGCCAUACCAAUGCCAGGAGUGUGGGAAAUAUUUUGCUUCCAGUUCAGACUUGGUGAGCCACGAAAGACUCCAUACAGGAGAGAAACCAUAUCAAUGCCAGGAGUGUGGGAAAUGCUUUGCUCGCAGCUCAAACUUGAUGAGGCACAAAAGAGUCCACACAGGAGAGAAGCCAUACCAGUGCCAGAAGUGUGAGAAAUGGUAUCCUUGGAAGUCAUCACUUCUGAGACACCAGAGCAGCCACACAGGAGAGAAGCCAUACCAAUGCCAGGAGUGUGGGAAAUGUUUUACUCAGAGUUCAACCCUUGUGAGUCACCAGAGAAUUCAUAGAGGAGAAAAACCAUCGAAAUAAGUGGGACAAAUGUAAUGAAGUGAAUUGCAACAGAGAAAUUGCACGUUGUGGAUAUUCUGGUGCUGUAUUGAAUGACUAUUCAUUCAACAAUUCCCAAUGAACACAUGUGAUUCUCUUGGCUUCAGGUAGCACUUGGCUUGACUUUAGACUGACUCUUAGACAACCCUCUCCUUGGUUUUGAACUCUUGUUCAGUUUUUUGGUUUGCUUUGUUUGACUUGGGACUGCUUUGGAGAACUCUUUUGCUUCUCUGGACACCAGUAUCACUAUGGGACUGGACUGGCUUUCCUCUGUUCAGCCUUCGUGGGUAAACAUCUGAUUUCAAACAGGACUGAUUGAGAAGUUCUGUGCUAGAUUUGGUACAGUCCACUUUCUUGUGCUUUGAAUUCCUAAGUUGAGGCCCUCUUCUCUGGAGCAGCAGAAAGCAGUAAAUGAAAUGUCACUUAUUUUUCAAAAAACAAAACAAAACCAGAAAACAUGUACAGUGUUCCCUCACUUAUUUAUUUAUCGUGUCAGCAACCAUUGUAUUACAAUUCUAACAGAGCAAAACAAACACACAGAUUAAAAAGAAAAAGGAAAAAAAAAACCACACAGAUUUUGCAAAUUUGGUAUUUGGUUAAAUGUCCUUUGACCAGUAUCUGGCCACUUGGAGUUCCUCUGGGGUUGCCGCAAGAAGGUCCUCCAUUGUGCAUGUGGCAGGGCUCAGGGUGCAUUGCAGCAGGUGGUCAGUGGUUUGCUCUUCUUCACACUCGCAUGUCGUGGAUUCCACCCUGUAGCCCCAUUUCUGAAGGUUGGCUCUGCAUCUCGUGGUGCCAGAGCGCAGUCUGUUCAGCGCCUUCCAAGUCGCCCAGUCUUCUGAGUGCCCAGGGGGGAGUCUCUCAUUUGGUAUCACCCAUGAAUAAGUUCCCUCACUUAUUGCGGGGGUUACGUUCCAGGACCUCCCGCAAUAAGUGAAAAACCGCAAAGUAGGGACGCUCUAUUUAUUUUAAUAUUUAUACAUUAUUUUAGUAGGUAUACACUAUUUUAAGUCUUUAUAAACUUAAAAUAAAGUGAAAGAAAGGAAGGAAGGAAAUGCCCUUCGAGGCUGGAGGGAGGAAGGCAGGGAGGAUUGAGGAGGGAAAGCGCCUUGGAGAGCAACGGCCGUGGCAAAAACUCACAAAACAGUGAAAAUACCAUGAUAUAUAUUUUAAAUUAAUAUUUUUUAAAAUCCACGAAACAGCGAAUCUGGUAAACGUGAACCGUGAAGUAGCGAGGGAACACUGUAAUUCCAUCAGUUGUUCCUCUGGGCUUAGUUUCCAGCUCCUUUGCCACCUUGGUUGCAAAUUCCCAGUUUGUGAGUGUUGUCUUUCAGCUGGGAUUCCAGAAUUGAAGACAGUGCUUCUGUUGAGGCCAAGACAAAGGAAAAGAUGCUUGCAUGGUUAUUUCCCUUGAUGUACAAAUCAUAUCUCUGUCUAGCAUUUACUGUCUGUUUCCAUGCUCCUGGCACACAUUAAAUUUAAAAACCA
Molecule: messenger RNA, 3601 nt
Organism: Anolis sagrei ordinatus
Lineage: Eukaryota; Metazoa; Chordata; Lepidosauria; Squamata; Anolidae
Source: RefSeq, a predicted model, not a curated record